AACCAAAACCAAAACCACAUCGAUAUCUCCUCCCUAGACCAGGCUAGUCUCUCCUCCUCCAGUUCUAACGAUCAAAAAGGUGGAAUUUUGCGUGUCCGAAAGAAGCGAAGCAAGUAUUGAUUGAUUAUGGCAAUCGAUCCGUAACAGAGAAGGAGAAUCCAAGGUAAAAGGAAAGUCUUUGAAGGAAGUGAGAUAGAAGGGGAUAUGGUGUGAUGAAGGUGGGGAAGAAGGAGAAGAAGGAAGAGGGUGAAGAUGGCGCGAGAAGGGAGAGGAAAGUGGGGUAUUGGUUUGGGUUCUGGGCUAUGCUCCUACAAGAGAACCACUCUCGUUGUUUGCUCCGUCAACAUUGUUAUAGCCCUUUAUGUUCUUCGUUCUUUCUAUGCUUCUCUCUAUCUCUAUUCCAAUAACUUUAAUGUUGUAAAGUACUCCCCGGAGCAGAUAAAGAAAAUGGAAGAAUCAAUCCGGAUUCGGAGAGCCAGUGAACCCAUAGAGCUUCUUAAAUUGGUAAAGCAACUAAAGCACGAGCUUUCCGAAGCAAACUCAGGGGUUGAAUUGCCACAGGUGGUUAAGCAAAGGAUAACUGAUGAGGUUCUGCAGAGGCUGAGAGCCUUGAGACCAAAUGCCAAUAUGAGUGAGCAGCGAGAAGCAGUUGAAAGCUGGCGCAAGGAGAAACUUGAAGAUGCCAAAAAAUUGCUUGGAAUGGAGGGCUCAAAUUCAACACUUUUGCAAGAGGAAGCUGGGAUGCUAGUGAAAGCCUUGGAGGUUGAUUGGGCUGUUCUCUCAGAAGACAUGGGGCUUUGGAUACCUGAUGAAAUUAUUCAUCAGGAACAUGAUGAUAAACCUGAGGGUGUGGAAGAUAUUGAGGAGGAACAAAUUUUAGCUGGAAUGCCAGUUCCACCAGAAUGUCAUACUGAACUUCAUACAGAUUAUGAUGGUGCUGCUGUUAGGUGGGGCCUUACACACCAUAAAGAAAGUGCAGCCGACUGCUGCCAAGCUUGCUCAGAUCAGGCGAAACAUGCAAGGCCAGGUGAAAAGAAAUGCAAUAUAUGGGUUUACUGCCCAUUAGAGGGUGGUUGUUAUUCCCCAGAUAUUUACGAGCAUAAACAUAUGGAAUGCUGGCUGAAAGCUGCAGAAAAGCCAAGACUGAACUUUAAGGACAGAUAUUCUGAAUCAUAUAGAAGGUCCCAUCCAAAUGCUCCCGUGAUUGUUCCUUGGGUCUCUGGUGUUGUUAGUGUAUGAUCAGAUAUUGAUGCAAGAAACAAACUGUGAAUCUGCCACAUUUUAGACUCAAUUAAGAGAGAAUUGACUCUGGUUCUGCUGAAAUCUGUAUCAUCCACAGGUGGACUUCCAGUGAAGCUUGGUGUUUGCUUGUUUUACAUUUUUCCGAUUGAUUUUGGGGAAUGGGGAGAAGUGUUGUUGUUUAGAUGAUAGGGGUUCAAUUUUUUGGACCGUCGAAUGUUAAUGGCGGUCAUGGUACUGAUGAUUCCAAGCAAUGUAACUCAGUGCCUGGUUGAGGUUAUUGACAUGAAACUCUCUUUGUGGAUUAUUGAUGACGAUGGAAAAAAGGCAAAAUGUUGUGAUAGA
Messenger RNA from Rubroshorea leprosula, 1584 nucleotides. NCBI's taxonomy places the organism in Eukaryota, Viridiplantae, Streptophyta, Magnoliopsida, Malvales, Dipterocarpaceae. The record is from the annotation of a GenBank genome assembly.